Aspergillus versicolor CBS 583.65 is the source of this 960-nucleotide messenger RNA. RefSeq lists its product as uncharacterized. The coding region runs from base 1 to 960 and encodes 319 amino acids. The record is from RefSeq and is a predicted model, not a curated record. The transcript has 2 exons. NCBI's taxonomy places the organism in Eukaryota, Fungi, Ascomycota, Eurotiomycetes, Eurotiales, Aspergillaceae.
AUGGGCACAGAUACCAUUGGGAAUAGCGACGGCCUUCCGAAUCCCAUACUAUCUCUCCAACUCUACCGUCGCUGCUUCAAGGGGCGCAAACAGCUCUUCUCACAAUCAGAUGAUGCUGCCGCGAACUACUUUAUCACCAACCCCGUCCCGCACAAGCACAGCAAUACCUGGAGGCCUGUCUUCUACCGCGGAGAUAAUCCGAAGUAUACACCGCAUACAACAGCCAUAGGCCGCGCCCGCCGCUCAGCGAUGUGGGGGACGUUCCGUGUAUGGCUUGGCGACGGGGUGCAGGAGGUUCUUGAUAACGAGAAGCGUCGACAGGAGAGACGUAAGGCCGAACGGAAGAAUAAAUGGAGAAAGAUAUUUGGGAAGGAGAAGAAGCCGGUCGAUGUCGAGGAGGAGAAGGAGGUACAGGGGAUGGUGAUUAUGUUUCGGAUGCAGCGGACUAUGCUCCUUACUCGGAGUCUUGAGCUGGAAGUUCAAGGAGUGCGCUAUCGUUGGUCUGGAACGAGGAUGUUUUCCACGGGUUUCAUGAAGAGGUUCAAGGGGUGGUCACAUAGUAUGAAGCUCAUUCGCAUGUCCGACCACGCACUCAUUGCAACAUUCGAAAAAGAUCUGAUAGGGUCUCGCAGAUCGAUCAAGACUGGUGGUCCCCCGAACAAAUCGAAGAGAGCCAUAGGAAACCUCCGGAUCUACGAUUGCUCCGAUGAUAUUACCAGUCACCCAACGCAUACCGAGCAUCAACUGACUAGCAUGAUGGCGCAAGUUGAUGCAGCCGCCACCAAGCCAUCUGAUAUCAAGGACGAGAAGGAUCUAAACCCUAACGGAGUCCACUCGGGAAAUCUCACCGAGGAAGCGGUUGUGUUCACAUGCUGGAUGGCCGUUGAAGCUGAGCAUCGGCUCCGCUACAAGAUUCCUGAUUUCAUCGAAGAAGUCGGAGAGGAAUUCGAGGGUGGUUAA